GUCACGCAUCCGGGACCGUUAGCGGAAGGGAGGAGGGUUGGGGGGGCAGACGGCCACCUGCCUGCCCUGGUGUCAUGGCGGGAGCCCAGAGUACCAGGAGGCGUUGGCAAACUUAGCGGUGGAGACAGGCGGUUAUUGUUGCCAGGAAGAUAAUAUGCUGGAAAUGGAAUGAAGGAGCCUCUGAAACGGGCUACUUAAUGAAUUUCCUUUCUUAGUUUAAGAACCUCUGAUAGAUUUAGUAAUCUGGGUCUCUUUUUUUUUGAGGGGGAGGGAGUGUCUUUCUUCUUUUUAUGUUACUUUAAAACUAAGGCCAAUCACAAUCUUGGCCUUUUAGCUCCUUCGUUUGGAACAUUGUGAGCUUCUCUUUCAGAGAGGGGAGAUGUGUACAGAGCAGAUAACAGAUACCAUUCAGUCCAGUUCAACAAACAGGGCACGAAGCCCCGGGGCCUGGGCCAGCCUCCACAGGCCUGGCAGCAGAUGAAUCCUCAGCAGUGUGGGAAGCACUGUCACAGCUCCAAAACAGGGCACUGCAGCCCCUCAGGCGGGGACAGUCAGGAAGGGCUUCCCAGAGGAAGUGACACGGAGCUGGACCUGGAGGGAUGACCAUGAGUUCCUCCCAUGGCAGAGAAGAGGAGGGGAGCUUGAUGCCGAAGGGGCUGCUUGUGCCAAGGGACCAAGAGGGACAGAGGGUCUCGCAGAUGGCCCCGCUCCCAGGGGCAGAGCGGGUCCAGAGGCCGCUGCAGCUCUACCGAUACCUGCUGCGCUGUUGCCGGCAGCUGCCAGCCAAGGGCAUCCAGGAGCAUUACAAACAUGCUGUCAGGCAGAGUUUCCGGGUUCAUUCAGAUGAAGACAAUCCUGAGAGAAUCCAGCAGAUUAUUAAAAGAGCCAUUGAAGAUGCAGACUGGAUCAUGAACAAAUAUAAGAAACAAAACUGAGAUGCUGGAGCCUAGAGAACCAAGCUCUCCUGAAGAUAUUGAAGUUGAGAGACCUCGCUUCUUCUGGAAGUCAGCAGCGGCAGCUGUUUUGGAAUAUCCAUCGGCCUUAUUGGCUGAGAGCAGGAAAUCGGGGGUAGGAGAAGCUGACGUCUGCUCAGCUCGCUCUUCUUGCCACGUGUGUGUCCCAGCAUCCUUUAUGUUUGCUUUUCUGGCCAUUGCCACGGGAGUUUGGGGGAGAAUAUAUUUUGUCACUUUGCUCCGAAGGUGCUGCAUGUAUUCUGGAUGUUGUCCUUUGAGACCCAGAGUGGGCAUCCCCUCGGGCUGUCCAGGGAGGACAGGGCAUGGGUUUUUGAACCGGUCAGGUCUGGAUUUGAAUCUCAGUUCUGCGGCUUUUCAAGGGUGUUGCUUUUGAGCUCAGCCUCCUCCUGUGUGAAGAUUAAGUAUAAGGAAGUUGAAGAGCUUCAGGUAGGACAUGGUAUGUGGUGGUGUGAGUAAAUGUUCCCCUGAGGAGCCCAUCCUCCACCGCUCCUUCCUCCCCGCCCGCAGUGCUCCACGUCUCUCUGGUACACUCCUCGUCGGGCCCGGGGGAUGUGUGGGCCUGCCCUGUCCUGCUUGUUGUCCCGGAACGCUCGUGGCCCCACCGUGCCCAGCAGUCCCCCAAGCAGCCGCUCCUCCCGGCACUGUCCUUCCGUGAAGUCCUGGUCCUCGCCUUCACGGAGUUUCUAGUGUCCCUGAAGUGGUGAAACGCACGCCGCGUGGAACAAGGAAGAAGGGCAGACCAGCUACAGCGGAUGCCGAAGUGUACAGGCCUCUGUGAACCUGCGAUCUGUCCUGCUGGCCCUUCCCCGCUUUGUCACUGUCUUGGAAGGAAGAAUGGAGGCAGGGCAGCAAGGAGGAAGGCGGGGAGCAAGCAUUCCUGUGGGGUAUGGUGAGCCUGAAACCCGUGGAGAGAGACUGGGUCACAUCCCAAUGCCAUAGAAGUCGCUCGUAGGGGAACUUACCUGGCCCAUGUCAGCCUUGGUUUCCCCAACUCCAGUGCAGUGAUGCCCCCACCUACCUGCCGGGCUGCAAUGAGGAGUACUGAGCUCUAACGCAUGCCAGGUGCUUCCUGCAGAAGCUGGCUCAGGGAGCCAGCUGCACUGCCGUGGCUGGUCACCACAGUUAGGGAGCCCUGCUUUGCAGACGGGGAGAUGGAAGCACAGACAGGUCGAACCCCUUUUCAAGGUCACCAAGCUGCUAAGCGAGGUCUGUGUGAAUCUACCAAACAGUACAGGGAAGGGAGAGCAGCAGAGGGAGGGAAAGCGUCCAGGAAGGACUUGGGGGGCUGGCCAGAGCAGGAGGGGCAGCCAGAAGAGGAGAAGCCACACUGGACUUGUGUAUCCCCAAGGACUCCCAGCCAGAGGGAUGAGCCAGCAGCUUCAUGACCCUGCAAUGAAUUACAGGACUUAAAGUGACUCCGGGACAUCUGUAUGGACUGAUCAGCAGGGAAUGAAGUAAAUACCGAUUUCUGAAA
This is a messenger RNA of Zalophus californianus (California sea lion), 2448 nucleotides long. It is a transcript of the gene LYRM9, whose product is annotated as LYR motif containing 9. The coding region runs from base 600 to 935 and encodes 111 amino acids. The transcript is spliced from 4 exons. The record is from RefSeq and is a predicted model, not a curated record. NCBI's taxonomy places the organism in Eukaryota, Metazoa, Chordata, Mammalia, Carnivora, Otariidae.